GCACGCGACUCGCUAGCGCCAGUGUCGUACGCGCGAGCUCCGCGUAAAAUGAACGCGUCGUAAAAUUCGCAACUUAAAAAAAAAGUGUCAACAAAAGAACGUUUCUGUUUCGAAAUUCGAACCGUUUGUACUGUUUUCGGCCAGUGCAGUAAUAAAUUAUUUACAGUGUGUGUUUUGGUAAAUUUUGUGAUUGUGUUUUUUUGUUGUCAAUUUGAAACAUUGUUGUGGUUCAUGAAGGAAAUGACGGCAGAAUGACCGAUAAGCGGCUGAUACAGCGAGUUUGCAAGCUGGUUCAAUAAGCAAUUUAGAGAUUUCGUUGCUAAUGACAAAACUUAUGCCAAAAAAGUGUGAAAACCAAAGAGAACCAAAGUUAUUUAGUUAAAUGCCUCCGACGGAGACUACGGUUGAGGGGACCGGUAUGCUGUGCCUUUCGAGACACGACAACUGCCCCUGGAGUGAAGCCCUAAAGUCGGCUGACGUCGACUGGACGGGGAUCCAGUACACCUGCCUCAAGAUCCUCCAUCUAUACUGCAAGGUCUUCGAGAAGGAAGAUGUUUUGGAUAUGGUUAUUAGAAAAACUUGCAAGUCAUGUGGUUGCGACCGACUGAAGCACUCGGUGUACCACGAGGAGUUGGGGUCUGUCCGCGACCGGCUCGGGCUGAGGGAAUCCAAGAUCAACCACCACUCGUACGACAGCCCACCUGGACUUACUGCUAAGCAGACCGAAUUGUAUUGGUCGUCGUUAGCAGAGCGGGCGCCGACCGGUCUAGGUGGCGCCACUGGGCCCGCAGCGUGGAGGGCCUGGCGAACUAGAGCAUUAGCUUCUCAGUUACCGAAACAAGAUCUCUCAUUAGCACACUGCAGACAUAUCGAUGAGAAUCAUCGCAAACAGUAUGAAGACUUCGUCGCGGCUAGGAACGAAAUUGCACUUGACAUUGGAAAAUUUGUUUCAGGCGUUGCAAGUCAAUAUCACGGUGCAUCCGUUGAUUGUGCGGGGUGCAAUAAACCUAUUCGAAGUGGGAGUAUCACCGUGCAGGCGCCGCGGAUAGGUGAAGAAGCAUAUUUUCAUCCAACAUGCUUCUCAUGUGCGGAAUGUGAAGAAUUACUUGUCGAACUAGCGUAUUGUGCGUUAGACGGACGAUUGUAUUGCGUUCGCCAUUAUGCAGAGCGACUGAAGCCGAGGUGUCAUGCCUGUGACGAGCUUAUUUUCAGUGGCGAAUACACCAAGGCGAUGAACAAGGACUGGCACAGCGGUCACUUCUGCUGCUGGCAGUGCGACGAGUCGCUGACUGGCCAGCGCUACGUCCUCAGGGAUGAGCACCCCUACUGCAUCAAGUGCUACGAAAGCGUCUUCGCCAACGGCUGCGAAGAAUGCAACAAAACCAUCGGCAUCGAUUCUAAGGACCUGUCGUACAAAGACAAGCACUGGCAUGAAGCCUGCUUCCUCUGCGCCAAGUGCCGCGUCUCCCUGGUAGACAAGCAGUUCGGCUCCAAGCUCGACAAGAUCUACUGCGGCAACUGUUAUGAUGCCCAGUUCGCCAGCCGUUGUGAUGGCUGUGGCGAGGUGUUCCGCGCUGGCACCAAGAAGAUGGAGUACAAGACAAGGCAGUGGCACGAGAAGUGCUUCUGCUGCGUGGUCUGCAAGAACCCCAUCGGCACGAGGAGCUUCAUCCCUCGUGAGCAGGAGAUCUACUGCGCUGGUUGUUACGAGGACAAGUUCGCUACUCGCUGCGUCAAGUGCAACAAGAUCAUCACGCAAGGUGGCGUAACCUACAAGAACGAGCCCUGGCAUCGCGAGUGCUUCACCUGCACCAACUGCAACACCUCCCUGGCAGGACAGCGGUUCACGUCGCGUGACGAGAAGCCCUACUGCGCGGAGUGCUUCGGAGAACUCUUCGCCAAGAGGUGCACUUCCUGCACCAAGCCCAUCACCGGCAUCGGCGGCACCCGCUUCAUCUCAUUCGAGGACCGCCACUGGCACAACGAUUGCUUCAUCUGCGCCCAGUGCAAGACCUCCCUCGUUGGCAAGGGCUUCAUCACUGACGGACCUGACAUAAUCUGCCCCGAGUGCGCCAAACAGAAGCUCAUGUAAAUACGACCACAUCACGCACAGCUACCUAACGCUUCCUCUCUACUGGCCAACAUAACCACCAUCGAGUGAAUCACCGAGAAUCGAUUUCCAAAUCGAUUUAUAUCGUUAGUUAGUCGAUUCUUGUUCAACAAAAACAUGUGACUAAUAUAUUUUUGUGUGCUUUUAUAUUUAUAGCGAAAAAACCAUUCUACCGGUAGUCGCUAACGCCAGGGACUGGGUCGCGUCUGAUAGGAAGGAUACAUCGAGCAAUGUGCUAUUCGACCUCUUUGACAACAUAAACUUUCACAAGGUCAAUGUCAACCCUUAGAACGUUACUUAGAAACUUGUUGACGAUAUUUUUAUACAAAAAAAUAACGAAAAUCACAAAAAAAUGUGAAUGCACAAAUUGUGUUAAAGUAUUUAAUUAAAAGUAUUUAAUUUCGCUUUUUGAAAUCAUUUUAUUUAUAUAUAUUGACUGUGUAGUUCUGACUAAUUGAGACCCUGUAUCUAUACUACGUAGGUAUGUAUUAUGUGCUAAUUGCCAUAUAAUUUCGCUUUGGCUGUUGUAUUAGUCUUUAGAUUUAUAAUUGUCAAUUUACCUAGUGCGAUUCACACGAUGCCUUAAUAACUUAUCUAAGUCAAUUUCGAGGGUAUAUUGUUUCUUGUUGUGCGACCACUUUAUUUAAUAAACCUUGUGAUCUAAGUCUUGCCUUUCUUUCUACUUGUAAAAGGACAAUCUAUUGUGUUCAAUGUUUUUAAGUAAAGCGGUCCUACAACCAGUCUGGUGUUGCCAGAUAUAUAAUUUCUUUUUAUUAAUAGACAUCCUAAUGGAUGGUAAUAAGUGCUUGUCAUGUAACAUAGUAUAUAAGAAAUUUAUUGAAAGAGUAAUGUACGUGUUAUAUUUUAAGUAUUUAUUUAUAUGGGAGUACGCACUUAUUAUCUGUGGGGACGCCGAUGGUGUUGCCGUGUCACAUUGAAAAGAAAAGAAUGAGAUUUUUAGAUGUAGUGUUGCCAUAUACGCCAUCGGUAGGUCGCUACCUAACACUAAUGUUAAGUGACAUCUAGUUUUACUAAUAAAAAAUAAUAAUAUAAAAAUAUUUUUGUUCUCGAAUAAGAACUAUCGCGUUAAUUGAAUGUUAUCGAUAUUUUUACAUGAUGGUAAAGAAAUACUUUAGCGUGUAGUGUGAGUAACACCUGAGUUAGAUCGCAUGCGCGACGACCAUGAAAUGAUUGGGGAACACUUUAUAAACGUUACUUGUUAAGGGUUAAAUUAUUCGAAUGUUGAAUUAUUAAUUUAUAAUAAUGUGUACACUUAAAAACAACCGCUUAGCUGUGUGAUCUGAUCUAAUUAAAUAUUUCUAUCUAUCUAUAGAAUGUAAACUAUGAAACUGAAAUAAACGAUUUAAAAGUAUUUCA
Molecule: messenger RNA, 3487 nt
Organism: Spodoptera litura
Lineage: Eukaryota; Metazoa; Arthropoda; Insecta; Lepidoptera; Noctuidae
Gene: Lmpt
Product: four and a half LIM domains protein limpet
Cellular component (GO): nucleus; Z disc
Molecular function (GO): transcription coregulator activity; zinc ion binding
Source: RefSeq, a predicted model, not a curated record